This is a messenger RNA of Besnoitia besnoiti, 375 nucleotides long. RefSeq lists its product as uncharacterized. Lineage: Eukaryota; Apicomplexa; Conoidasida; Eucoccidiorida; Sarcocystidae. The record is from RefSeq and is a predicted model, not a curated record. Bases 1 to 375 code for a protein of 124 amino acids. The transcript has 3 exons.
AUGCAGUCCGCAGAGGUUACGGCACUCGAAUCGCCUGCCAUCAAGGCGGCGCUGGAAUGCUCGCCCUCUUUGCAUCCUGCACGAAAGACCGUUGGCGCUCAUCUGCCAUACACAGGCCGAGAGACACACAUUUUUUCUCGUGUUGGGUACCAGACUCCCCCUGGCUACCACUACAACUGCAACAACAGACCUUCAACAGCCCUAAGAAUCCUCGGGGAUAGCAGCUGGGGUCGUUUCUUCUUUGCGAAGCAAGCCGGCCUGAAGGUGGGUGGUUUGGCUUUCGCGUUCUUCCUCUGCUGGGGUCCUCUCGAUCAGUGUUUCCUGAAGCUGCGUCCCAAGCAACGCGAAAGGCGCGAGAAGAUGGCGUCCGCAUAA